Molecule: messenger RNA, 825 nt
Organism: Paramecium tetraurelia
Lineage: Eukaryota; Ciliophora; Oligohymenophorea; Peniculida; Parameciidae
Exons: 1
Source: RefSeq, a predicted model, not a curated record
AUGAUCAAAAUCCUCCUAACUCUAUUCUUUGUUGGGUGUUUGGGAAAUAGUGGAUAAAGCGUUGGAUAAUUCUAUACAUCAAAUUACUGCACUUGUGAAUAAUUGUAAUACUAGAGUGAUUGUACAUCUAUGGGACCUUAGUGUACAUGGAGUGACAAUUCAUGUUCCACUCUAGACUGUACGAAGGUAACUGAUGCUAAAGCAUGUGCUGCAAACUUGAAAUGUAUGUGGACUCAAAACUCUUCUGGUGAAAGUUCUUGCAAGUUUUUCACCUUCUGUAGUUAAUUUUCAGGAUCCAGUUAAUUACAAUGCUUGAAUAUUUCUAAUAAUUGCCCUUUCACUGAUGGUACUAAGUGUGGUUCCUCAAAUUAAUUAUAUCCUUGUUCACACUUUACUGCCCAAUAAUAUUGCUAGGGAUAUAUCUCAUAAGAUGGAGUAUGCAUGUGGACAGAUGGCACUGGAUGCAGAGCAGCACAAGAUUGCACUUUAUUAAAUUAAUAAUAAUGCAUUACAGCCCCUAAGGGAUGUAAAUAUACUGAAAAUAAAUGUUCCCAAUUACUUUGUACUGAUUUAACAAGCUAAGAAAGUUGCACCUAUGUUAUGGAUGUCAUCUAUAAAGGUUAUUAUCAAUUAUGUAGUUGGAAUUCUACUACAGGAAAAUGUGCAAAUGCUUAAAAUUACGGAGGAUUAGGAUAAGGAAAUUGUUACUAAUAGACCAUGGGUACUGCUAGAUGGGUUUCUACUUCUGCUGGAGGAGAAUGUCUAUCCUGUUAUGCUCAAACGUUAUUUGCUUUAAUUGUAGCAUUAUUCAUUAUUAUGAUCUGA